CUUCUCACGAAUUUACACUAAAAAAAAAAAAGCGCCAUGGCGAAUAAAGGUGCAUAUGCCGCUAUUGAAAUCGACGAUGACGGGCUUGAAUUCCAGAGCUUUGCUUCUUCUUCUUCACCAGGAACCUCUGGAAAUAUCACACCAUCCAACAACACACCGCAGUCCAGACCAGCAGGAUUCAAUACUGGAGGAGCCUUUGAUCCUCACCGGUCAAUCCAAGAUCAAACUGUGAGCAAACCUAUUUGGUCAGUAGAAUACUAUGCCAAGUUCUUUGAUGUCGACACUACUCAGGUGAUGGAAAGAUGUAUGGCGAGUAUUAUUCCCAAAGAAAACUUUUUGGAUAUUAUGGCCGGAAAUCCUGAUUUGUAUGGCCCCUUCUGGAUUCCAACAACAGUGAUUUUUGUUCUCUUUGUAACAUCAUCGAUCGUGAACUCUAUCAAUGCUUACUUGUCCUCUACACCUUACACCUACGAUAUCCGUCAGUUGACCUUCGCAUUCGGCACGGUCUAUUCUUAUGCGUUCGCUGUCCCUGCUAUGAUUUGGGGUGCAACAAAGUAUUUUGGUUGUCAACCUGAUUUGCUCGAGAUGUUGGCUCUUUAUGGUUAUGGUCUCACAGUCUGGAUCCCAGUAGCGGUCCUCUGUAUCCUGCCCUGGAAUUUAUUCCGCUGGGCUUUGGUCCUAGCAGGUGCCGCUGCCUCUGGGACCUUUCUCGUCCGGAAUAUGUAUCCGGUCCUCUCUAGAGCAGAGGCACAGACCAGUAAGGUCAUCUUGAUCCUCGUCGUCUUCCUGCAUGGCAUCUUGGCAUUGAUCCUCAAAUACAGGUUCUUUGCCUACAAUGUUGUCGUCACCGAACCAGGGAAAUAAAAACCAUUAAUCGUAAUAAUAAUAAAAAAGAAAGAACUGAACAGAUGUCUGAAACAAGAUUUAAUCCCAACUUUCGCCGCAUUUGAUGCUUGUGAUAAAUAAAUAAAUAAAUA
Molecule: messenger RNA, 977 nt
Organism: Lobosporangium transversale
Lineage: Eukaryota; Fungi; Mortierellomycota; Mortierellomycetes; Mortierellales; Mortierellaceae
Exons: 6
Coding region: 37-864 (275 amino acids)
Biological process (GO): vesicle-mediated transport
Cellular component (GO): membrane; Golgi apparatus
Molecular function (GO): small GTPase binding
Source: RefSeq, a predicted model, not a curated record